AACACAAUGAGAAACUUGGUAAGUUAUCAGGCAAAGAAAAACCUUGUUUAACUAAACAUGGUUUUGUGUGAAUGCAGCAUUUAGUCUUCAAAAAUACAUAGAUCUAGGGAAAGACAAAUUAAGGGGAAAGACGAGCUUGUCGGUGAGGUUUCAAGGAAUCGGAAGAUAUAGUAUUGUAAAUAGGUUUAUAAUCGAACUUGGUAACACCGCUACCUUAUCGUCGUCUUUCGUAUGUCUUGGCAACGACUUGGUCGAUGGCUUAUUGGGUAGGUCCUUCUUUCUCUCUUCCGCCCGGUGCGCUCGAUCACAUACAUACUUCUCCUCGAUCAUAGCUCAAGGAUCCAUCUAAAAAAGUUGUCAAAGUAAGUCACGUGAAAGUUAUAAACAGAAGAACGUUUGAUCACAACAUAAACGGCGUCCCUGUUAUUGAUCUUUCAUAGCUGCAAAGCAUCACGGGUAAAACAGGACCGCUCAGACUCAUGGGGGACAAAAUGGCGGGAUCUUCGAAGUGUGUUUGUUGAUGUUUAUCUGUUUAUGGUUGUGUAACAAUGUAAACUUCAAUCGUUUUAGCUGAUACAUAGCCUAGCUAGAGGUAUGGAGAGCCAGAGGUUGCUUGAGCGACUAGGAAAAGCUUUGAAAGACGACAUUGGAGGAUUACAAGCGCGACUGGAAGGGGUGCAGAGUCUUAAUGAGGACCUCCGGAAAUCAAAUGAAAAAAUGAUGCAGAAUUUAGAAAGCUGUAAUGCCAAGAUUGGAGCUCUUGAAAAGGACAACCAGUAUUUGAAUGCAAAGAUUAAGAGGAAACAAGAAGAGAUGCAUCGUAAAGACUUGUGGUGGGACAAAUACAGAAACACAGCCGAGGUCAUGAUAAAAAGAUUGAGGACUCUUGGGACGUUCCCUGCAGGAGUGCUCCAUGAGUUGAGUAGAGAUCUAGUGGACAUCAUGGAGGAGUCAUCAGAGCUAUUGUCCUGCACCAUGCAAGAAAAUGAAGGCAAAAAGAUGAGGUUAUCAACAUCCAAAGGCCAAAAGAAAAUCAGAUACUCAGAGGUUUCACCUGAAGGCAGAACAAGCAGCCAAUCAUCAAGGGACAGACAGAGUAGCCAUGGUAACCACAGUAGUCAAGGAUACAAUGGCAAGAGAUCUCUUGGUUCCAAGGACAAGGUUAACUCACCAGCUGCAAGAAUCAGUCACAAUAAAUCAAACUCUAUCAAUACAAACAAAUCCAACAACCCAGCUCGACAGAGAUCAGAAGCAUCUGAUGAUGCAGAAUUUGACUGCCUGACAAGUACACCAAUGGUCUCAAGCCAGGCACCAGCACCAGUGAUCGAUCUUCCAGAUUUCAGUAUGAUAACAGAUGGUGCCAGUAGUUCCAAGGAUAGGAAGUACGUCUCACACAGUCUUCCUGUGUCGGACUCACAGUUCCCAAUAGACUUGACCCAUACCCAGCCGCCAUCACCCACUAUUCCCAGCAAGGCCGAGUCUGUAUUCAGGGAUUCCACGGACACUCUGCUGUCAACGGAUCAAUCAACUAUGGUUUCUGAACAGAAGGGGGCAGGAGUGGAAAGUGAAAAGGAAGAGUUCAGUAAGAAAAGAGCAAAUCAUAAUUCAAAUAAUGACUGUAGAGAAACCAAAGGAAAAACAGGUUGUAGUCAGACAAAUUCUAAAGGAGCUGAGAACUAUUCCCCUUCUAGAGAAAAAGUAGGAUUGAAAAAUGAUACAGUUCGAGCUGUUGAAGGUAAAGUUGGCCUGCAUAAAAUUGAAUCUGAGGUCACAUCACCAAGUAUUCUCCAGCCGGCACCUUCAAUGAGGCACAAACAAUCAGGCACCUGGCAGGAAAGGAGCACUAUAUUGUACUCAAAUGGGAAACCCCGCCCUAAGAGUGGUGCAGGUGGCAGUAAGUGUGCUAUGGUGGAUUUAACACAGGAUGACGCAGGGGCGGGGUCAGGCACGCCUUGUGGGACCAAAAGGAAGAGGGCAAGUUCUGAUGAAUCCGAGGUCACACAACGCACCACACUAUUCAAAGUCCCAUCUAGACCAGUACACAGGGAGACCAACACUGCAGAUGACACAUCAGCAAGCGUGCUCUUGCUGAGUGAUGGGGAGGAGGGGAGACUAGAGACUAGCUGUCAAGACAUGUUUGCUGACAGUGGGGUGGAGCCAUCAAGAGAUGGACAUCGCAGUGAUGAAAUACAGUCUCCUGAUGCUAUCAGAUUUGAAGAAGAAACAACUACAGGUCAUGUAAUCAAGACGUCCACUCCCGCUUCAGCAGCCUCCAAAUCUAACAAGGAUCAUUUCUUUGACUUGAAGGAUGAUCUCAUUGAAGACCUAGAGCCCCAGUCUCCUUCAAAGAAACCCAAGGAUCUUGGUUACAAGAAUAUCGAGGUGGUUCGGAGGAAAGACGAGCGUGCAAAGCUAAACGGCUACUCAUGUCGCGAAUGUGAACAGUACUACGGGUCCCUCAAUCUUCCCCAAGAGGAGCUCCAGAAGCGCUUAAAGCAAUGCUCGCGGCACCGUGCAAAAUACUCCCCACCCCCCUCCACACCGCCGGGUUUCUGGAACCUCAGCUUCCCCGAUACACAGGAAUACAUGGCUAAAGGCUGCCUGAAGACCGAGGAAGACGCCCCGGCCCAGCCCUCGCGCUAUCGGCAGCUGAAGAGCCGUAAGAGAAGGCCUCAACAGCCUGGGAAAAAGGGGAAUACUCGAAAAUAACAAUGUUCAAUGAAGAUGUAUAAAAAUGUAAAUAUUAAAUAUUUCUUAUAAAAUGCA
This is a messenger RNA of Nematostella vectensis (starlet sea anemone), 2766 nucleotides long. RefSeq lists its product as uncharacterized. Lineage: Eukaryota; Metazoa; Cnidaria; Anthozoa; Actiniaria; Edwardsiidae. Gene Ontology annotation, molecular function: flap-structured DNA binding; single-stranded DNA binding; double-strand/single-strand DNA junction binding. The transcript is spliced from 12 exons. The record is from RefSeq and is a predicted model, not a curated record. Gene Ontology annotation, biological process: DNA double-strand break processing involved in repair via single-strand annealing; double-strand break repair via homologous recombination. The coding region runs from base 595 to 2709 and encodes 704 amino acids. Gene Ontology annotation, cellular component: site of double-strand break.